Hansenula ciferrii is the source of this 915-nucleotide messenger RNA. Its product is annotated as substrate-binding domain-containing protein. The transcript has a single exon. Lineage: Eukaryota; Fungi; Ascomycota; Saccharomycetes; Phaffomycetales; Wickerhamomycetaceae. Bases 1 to 915 code for a protein of 304 amino acids. The record is from RefSeq and is a predicted model, not a curated record.
AUGGUAUUGAAAGUCGGUUACGUCCCAGAACAUUUCUCUACUCCAAUUGCAUUUGCUCAAUCAAAGGGGUUCUUUCAAAAAUUAGGACUUGAAAUUGAAUUAAUUCCAUAUCCUUCAGGUUCUGGACAUUUAAUUCAAUCAUUGGAAGAUAAUUCAAUUGAUAUUGCCAUUGGAUUAACCGAGGCUUUCGUUAGAGGUAUUGCACAAGGUAAAGAAAAUUAUAAAUUGAUUGGUACUUAUGUUAAGUCUCCAUUACGUUGGUCAAUUAGUACUGGGUAUAAUAGAGAUGAUUUGACUAAUGAAGAUCAAUUACAAGAUAAAUCUAUAUCUAUUUCAAGAAUUGGUUCAGGUUCUCAUGUUAUGUCAUUUGUACUUGCUUUGCAAAAAGGUUUUACUAAACCUUUUUAUUCAAAUUUCCCAAUCUUGUCAAAUUUUAAAAAUUUAAGAGAUUCUGUUAAUUUAAACCCAAAUGUUGAACCAUCAGAUGCUUUUAUGUGGGAACAUUUUACUACAAAGAGAUAUUAUGAUAACGAAGAAGUUAAAAAAAUUGGCGAAAUUUAUACACCAUGGCCAUCAUGGGUUAUUAAUGCAAGAACUGAAUUGGUUUCAACCCAAAAGGAUAAAUUAACUAAAUUCAUCCAAGCAAUUGAACAAGGUAUUGAAUAUUUCCAAUCAAAUCAAAGAGAAUCAAUUGAAUAUAUCUUCAACAACCUAGACUAUAGUGAAGAAGAUGCAAAAGAAUGGAUCAAAACAGUUGAAUUUAACAAGGGGAAAGUUGGAUCAGUUGAUUGGACUUUAGUUGUGGAAAAUACUUCAAAAGUUCUUAUUGAAGCUGGUGUAUUGGAAGAUCCAGAGGAAACCAUUCAAACGAGAUUACAAAGUGGUAUUGAACCAAUAACAGCAACAACUAAAUAG